GAUAACAGCUGGACCCAAUACUUAGAAACGCAGAAAGCUUCACGAACAAGACGAAGAAGAAGAAGCAAGCAAAUGACCCAACCACCAAGCUUCGCAUCUCACCAUCUUCAUCUCCGUCGCUUUUGCUUUCUCUCUUUACUCCACUGACCAAACCAGCCUUACAGUUCAGCAGAAUAGAACAGAGCUUUUAGAAUCCGAAGAAGACCUGAUUUUGGUUACUGGGUCUGUGUCUAUUGGUGGAGGGUUUGAGUUUGGUUAUGGAUUUUUGUAGAAUGCUUUGCUGUGGAAAGAGCUUCGAUCGGAAACAAAAAGGAAAGAAGCAACCAACAUGGAGGAUCUUUUCCUUGAAGGAACUGCAUGCGGCAACAAACAACUUUAAUUAUGACAACAAACUUGGAGAAGGAGGAUUUGGAAGUGUUUACUGGGGUCAGCUCUGGGAUGGAUCACAAAUUGCAGUCAAGAGGUUAAAGGUCUGGAGUAACAAAGCAGAGAUGGAAUUUGCAGUUGAGGUUGAGAUACUGGCACGAGUUAGGCAUAAGAAUCUGCUCAGUUUACGUGGGUAUUGUGCAGAAGGACAAGAGCGUUUAAUUGUAUAUGAUUACAUGCCAAAUUUGAGCUUGCUUUCUCAUCUUCAUGGUCAGCACUCAGCUGAAUGCCUUCUUGACUGGACUCGGCGGAUGAAUAUUGCAAUUGGGUCUGCUGAGGGAAUUGCCUAUCUUCACCACCAUGCAACCCCACAUAUAAUCCACAGAGACAUCAAAGCUAGCAAUGUGUUGGUAGACUCAGACUUCCAGGCUCAAGUUGCUGAUUUUGGUUUUGCAAAGUUAAUCCCUGAUGGUGCUACACAUGUGACCACAAGAGUUAAGGGUACCCUUGGCUACCUUGCACCUGAGUAUGCAAUGUUGGGGAAAGCAUCAGAGAGUUGUGAUGUCUACAGCUUUGGCAUUCUCCUACUAGAGCUUGCCAGUGGCAAGAAACCCAUUGAGAAACUGAGUGCAACAAUGAAACGCACUAUUACUGAUUGGGCACUGCCAUUGGCUUGCGAGAGGAAGUUUGAUGAAAUAGCAGAUCCCAAGCUCAACGGCAAGUAUGUAGAGGAUGAGCUGAAAAGAGUUGUCUUUGUUGCCCUACUAUGUGCUCACAAUCAACCAGAGAGAAGACCUACUAUACUGGAAGUGGUAGAGCUUUUGAAGGGAGAAUCAAAAGAGAAGUUAGCUAAACUAGAAACUGAUGAACUAUUUAAGAAUCACCAGGCUGCAGACUUAAAUGAUGGGACAUCGGGAGCUGAAGACAGCUCAGAUUUCAUCUCAGAAGAAAAAGAUGACAAGGUGGAUUCAAAGGAGGCUGCGCCUGGCAUUGCACAUAUUGGCUGAGAAAGUGUGGUAACAUGUAAAUGUGGGUGUGGAUUUAGACUUAAGACUUAAAGGUGGCACUGGCUAUCCUGUCAAUUUAUUAGAAUGGCCAGGUUGAUAGCUAGCCUUUUCAUUUAAAACUUUUGUUUGGGUGAGUGCCUGUGUUAUGUGUGCAUUCCUCGUUUGCCUUUGGCCCCUUUCUUUUGUGGUUUGUAAUGAGCAUUUGAAUGACAUCAAAACUGUUUUUAGUGUUCAUCGGCAGUCAUCAUGUUAGUUUGGUGACCUAGUGCAGCAAUACAAAAACGGAAAGAUUUGCAUUG
Fragaria vesca subsp. vesca is the source of this 1672-nucleotide messenger RNA. RefSeq names its product PTI1-like tyrosine-protein kinase At3g15890-like. Gene Ontology annotation, cellular component: plasma membrane. The transcript is spliced from 4 exons. Gene Ontology annotation, biological process: protein phosphorylation. Bases 258 to 1373 code for a protein of 371 amino acids. NCBI's taxonomy places the organism in Eukaryota, Viridiplantae, Streptophyta, Magnoliopsida, Rosales, Rosaceae. Gene Ontology annotation, molecular function: protein kinase activity; ATP binding. The record is from RefSeq and is a predicted model, not a curated record.